This is a messenger RNA of Notolabrus celidotus (New Zealand spotty), 2203 nucleotides long. RefSeq names its product receptor-type tyrosine-protein phosphatase C-like. Gene Ontology annotation, molecular function: protein binding. The record is from RefSeq and is a predicted model, not a curated record. The transcript has 13 exons. Lineage: Eukaryota; Metazoa; Chordata; Actinopteri; Labriformes; Labridae. The coding region runs from base 1 to 1713 and encodes 570 amino acids.
AUGAAGGUGACUCCUUCUGCUCUCCAUCCUGCAGCCACUCCUCCUGCAAACACCUGGCCCACACUCAAUCCAACCACCAAGAGCACUGACCCUAAGACAAACACCUCUCUCAAUGAGACCUUACCAACAAGCUACAAUCCCAUAGUCACCAAAGGUUGGAAUUACUACUACUACUACUAUGUCACCAUGAAACCAACUCCACCACCGGCUCCGAUUCAAUGUUCUUACAAUGUCUCGACCAUCAAGUUUGGCCUUCAGAUAGACAUAACAAGCUCUACAGAUGGUUUCUACAACAUAACCAUCACUGAAGAGGCACAACCUGAGAAGACUGUCCGGUUUAAUCACUCCAACCAAACCUCGUCACAUGACUUCAAACAUCUGAAGCCUUGUACUGAGUAUGAGCAUGCCGUGGAGUUUAUCCAUGAUGAUGGCACAGUAACGUUCUGUAACCACAUCAGUAAUGUAACUACUGUAGUCACAGAAGAAAUGAAUCGAGGAGACAUUAAAGACGGUCGCUGCGUCUCAGAACAUGUUUGUUACAGGAGUGAUUGGGACAUCGGCUCUUUGAUGUCAGCUUCCAAUAAUGUUAAAGCAAAGCAAUGCCACAAUAACUCUACAGUGUUCUGUAUCAAACCUGGUAUCAACGACUUUUGCACAACCUUGAAUAUGACCUUCACUUCAACAAACUGUCCAAACUCCUCCUUCAGUCACUCUAAAGUCAUCCCUGUUGAGUCUUUGGAUGCAAGUGACAUAAAACUAAAAGUCCUGAUGGAACUUCCUGCUAAAAUAGAAGCAACAUUACCUCCAAACUGUGAGAAUCUCCCCAUCGAUUACACCUGUCUGGAAAAUGGAAACGCCAACAACCCCAAGAAUCUGUCUGAGGUGGAGCCGUUCACAGACUACAGCUGUACGGGUCAGAUCAACAAAAACAAUGUUACCAUAACAACCACACCUGCUGUCAAUGUCUACAUAGACUGUGAUGUUACAACAAAAAUCACACCUGAGAGGGUGACCAACACUUCCAUUCAUCUGAGCUGGACCUCAACCAGCCUGAGAUGUAAAGAUGCCCUUUACAGCAAUCCAAAGUUUGAUUUUGACUGCAGUUGUGUCCCUCCACCGAAACACGGCUCAGGACGGACACCUUCAAAAAGAAGAGGAACAUGUGAAAUUCGUGACCUGAAACCAGACACUGACUAUAAGUGUGAAGUCCAACCUGUCUAUGAUGGCAUGAAUGUUGGCAGUCCAGACUCACGUACAAUAAAGACCGACAUCGGCACACCAGAAGAUAUCCGUUCCCUGUCUGUGACUGUUCAAGAGCAUAAUGUGAUAAAAGUAACCUGCGAACAUUCAGGAAUAUUCAAUGGACCGGGAGAGAAAUACAUCGCUCAUCUCCGUCAUGGUGGGACCACAGUGAAACAUGUAGAUGACACGAAGUGCAAGUUUGAAUUCAGAGACCUGAGCUACUCUACAACAUACCGCCUGGAGGUGGCUGCUUUCAAUGGGAAACAUACAGGCAAACCGGAGAGAAAAGAAGUCGACACUCUCUACAAUGACAAAGCUGUCAUUGGGUUCCUGAUCUUCCUCAUCAUCCUCACCUCUGUGGCCCUUCUGUUGGUCGUCUAUAAGAUUUUCAUCCUGAAGUGCAGACAGUCUCAUGUUGGAGACAUGAUGCUUUACGAAAAUGCAAUUUAUAUGAACGUGCCUAGAUCCUGAUGCUGCCAUGAAGAAGCUCUGAUGAAGAAAGCCUGAUGAAACGUCACUCCACAUCCACGGAGUCAAAUCAUAAUCAAAGCAGUGUUGUAAAUGUUUCUCAUGUGUCCCUAAACUCUGAACUCUCUGCCUCUGGACUUCAAGACGGCGAAUGUUUUGACUUACCUUUUUAAUCUGGCUUUUAACUUGGAGUAAUUUCAUUUAAUGCUAGGACUGCAUUAUUACCAGUAAGACCAAUGUUUUAGCACGUUUUGAUUUUUUUAAUCUCAUUACAUCUUAUUUUAUGGAAAGGAUUUUAUAUAUAUAUAUAUAUAUAUUGGCAUUUUUGCCUGUAUAGAUAGGAACGCUGAAGAGAGAGACAGGACGGGUGGGGAGUAAUGAGCGGGGAAAUACAUGCAUCAAAUGGUAGAGGUUGGAAGUGGAACCAGCGACCAGCGACCUCCUGCGACGAGGACAAUAGCCUCUGUAUAAAGGGUGCGCUUAGACCACUAGG